This is a messenger RNA of Clunio marinus, 204 nucleotides long. The record is from the annotation of a GenBank genome assembly. Lineage: Eukaryota; Metazoa; Arthropoda; Insecta; Diptera; Chironomidae.
AUGAAAAAGAAAAAAAAAUUAAAAUAUGCAACUCAAUCACAUGCCCAAGCGAAAAUUGAACUUUUGUUCGAAGGAGAAGGAUGCCAAAAGCAAGAAAAUCCUGGGUUUGGCGGCACUUUGAAGCUGAAAGUAAAAAUGUUGCAAAGUGCAAGCAUGCAAAAGAGAAAUUCAAUGAGCAGCUUAUGGAACAACUGCGAUGGCUAA